Molecule: messenger RNA, 843 nt
Organism: Plasmodium malariae
Lineage: Eukaryota; Apicomplexa; Aconoidasida; Haemosporida; Plasmodiidae
Product: Appr-1-p processing domain protein, putative
Exons: 2
Coding region: 1-843 (280 amino acids)
Source: RefSeq, a predicted model, not a curated record
AUGCAAUGGAUAAAGAUUUGUUUUUUUUUUAAGUUAACUGAGAAAGGUACUUUCCUUCAUAGCUCAUUAUUUAAUCCAUUUUUACGCAAUUUCAAAACAAAUAAAAAUGUGAGUAUUAACAAAUUAAUAAGAAAGAAGAAAAUAAGAAGCCACGAAUUACACAGUAUAGAAGAUAUAGAACCCCUGUUACAAGAGAAACAACAUGAUGUUUUUCAAAACUAUCCUACUAUUAAGAAUAUGAAUAAAAUUAUAGACGUACAGAGUAUUCCUAUUUUUAAAAAAAAUGAGAACCCAUACAGUAUUUUAAAUAAAAUAGCUCUACAUUUUGGAGACUUAUCAUACCUAAAGGGUGAUGUGGCUGUAAAUGGAACAAACAAGAUGUUUGAAUUAAUGAAAGAAGGUAACGGUUAUGACUGUUCAGGUAAUUUUUUGAAAACAUGUGGUGAUUCUUUGUUUAAUGAUAUAAAAAAUAUUCGAGAUCAAAAUAAAGACAAAGAUUUAUUGAUAACAAAAGGGCACAAGAGUGCAUAUAAAUAUAUUAUACAUACUGUGGAACCAUAUUACAAUGAAACAACAAAAUUAAAAAAGUGCUAUAAAGAUGUCUUAUUAGCUGCAAAAAAUAAUUCUUUUAAAACUGUUGUUUUCCCAUUACUUGGUAGUGGUAUUAGUUUAUUUAAAAAACAUGAUGUUGUUAUAAGUUGUUUAGAAGGAAUAUAUGAAUUCUUAAAAGAAAAAGAUAAUUUUAUUUCAGUUGAUAAAGUAGUUAUAUGUACCAUUAAUGAUACAUACUGGAUGCUUUUACGAGAUUCAAUACCAUUAUAUUUGGAUGAAAAUACCAAUUAG